Messenger RNA from Diversispora eburnea, 1257 nucleotides. The record is from the annotation of a GenBank genome assembly. Lineage: Eukaryota; Fungi; Glomeromycota; Glomeromycetes; Diversisporales; Diversisporaceae.
AUGAAUAAAAAACACGAAACCAAUCCUUCUAAUAUAAAUACCCAACCAAUUAUAACUCUUCGAAGGGGCAGAAGCAAAGGAAUAAUUAAUGUGACAAGCGAAACAUUUACACCUACCAAAAUCAAAACACAAAUCAAUAAUUCCAACACUUCUAAUUCUGAUACUCAACCUACUAUUACCCUUCGAAGAGGCAGGAGCAAAGGAUUAAUUAAUACAAGUGAAACAUACACCAAAGUCAAUUCUAAAACAAAAAAUGAUACCUUUAAUGGAACGAAUUUAAAUACUAUAAAUACUCAACCUACCAUAACCCUUCGAAGGGGCAGGAGUAAAGGAAAAAUUAAUGUAACAAGCGAAAUACCUACCAACAUAAAUUCACAAAUUGAUGAUUCUGGCACUUCCGAUUCUAAUGGAAGUAAAGCAGAUACUAAAAAUACUCAACCUACAAUAACCCUUCGAAGGGGCAGGAGUAAAGGAAAAAUUAAUAUAACAAGCGAAACACCAACAAAUUUAAAUAUUACAAAUACUCAACCUACUGUAGCCCUUCGAAGGGGUCGGAGCAAAGGAAAUAUCAAUCCAACCAUAACUGAAGGUUCAUCUACUUCUUUAAGAAAAAGAAAGGCCGAAAAUGAACCACAACAACCAAAUCAAAAACGUGGCCGAGGAAGGCCACGAAAAAACACUGAACCUCAACUACAACAACCAACACCACAGCAAAAACGUGGCACCAAAUACACUGGAAAUUCAUUAAUGGGAAGCUUUGUUGGCUCUCAAAGAUCUAUUUUUGAUGAGAAACCUACACGAGAAGGGGAAGAGAAUGAUAAGGAAAGUGGAGCAGAAGAAACCUCAUUCCAACAACAAACAGUAUUAACUGGUGAAGAGAACGAAAUUACCCGACAUUCAGUUAAAGCUAAACUAUAUUGUAUGGUUGGGCAGAUGUGGAAAGAGAGAGGAGUUGGGACCCUAAAACUCAAUUACCCGAGAAAUUAUGAAAAUAAUCCUCGAUUAGUAAUGCGGGCAGAUAAUGUCUUAAGAGUGAUCUUAAACGUUGCAUUAUUUCCUGGAAUGCACGUUGAAAGAUCACAGGAAAAAUUCAUAAGAUUAGGUGUAUUCGAAGGAGGUAUACUCGUUCAUCUUGCUGUAAAGGUAUCGGAUUCCAAGACAGCAGAUAAAUUAUAUAGAGCGAUAAUGGUCGCAAUACCUCCAGCUCAAAAUCAAUCUCCCCCUCUUCCUGAAGUAACUUCGGAGAUGUCAUUCUGA